Molecule: messenger RNA, 9095 nt
Organism: Cyprinus carpio (common carp)
Lineage: Eukaryota; Metazoa; Chordata; Actinopteri; Cypriniformes; Cyprinidae
Product: synaptic Ras GTPase activating protein 1b
Biological process (GO): regulation of GTPase activity
Source: RefSeq, a predicted model, not a curated record
AACUUCACCGCCCCCUUCUCUCUCUCUCUCUCCCUUCGUUUUCCUCUUCUUCAUCACUCUUGUUUUGCGCGUGUGUGAUAUGUGAUGUGAUACACGGGCUGUAAUCGUUCUAAUGGCUCUCGUCGACCAUGGACGAUGAUUUUGUUUCGGUUUUUCCAUUCGCAUCACGGGAAUAUCGCUCCAGCGUCGACGCAGUCCAUGAGCACUAGAGGUUUUUCGCUUCCUUUGACUGCUGAAGGAUAUUUUUGCAUGUCGAGAGACUGAAGAGACCCGGAGGACACGUUCAAUGCCGUUGGAACAUGUCAUAUGUUCCCUUUCAAGAUGCGAGGUAUGCUGCCCCCCCCUCCUACCGACACCAGCCCUCCUUCGCUGCUGCUCCCUCCUACGAGCAACCCGACUGGAAUCCUCGUCUGUGUGUGAUCAGUGGAAAUCAGCUCUACAUGUUGGACCAAGAGGAGGUUCACCCUUUGUUGAUGCGCGAGCAGCGCUCGGAGUCACACAGGAACAAGCUGCUGCGACGGACGGUCAGCGUGCCUGUGGAGGGGAGGCACCAUCCUGAAAUGGAACAAGCUCGGCUCCGGCGGAAAAGUAUCGCCACCGGCAAGCAGCCAAGCAUGGAGAUCCCACCCACUGCCCCCCCACAACCUUUCCGACAAUCCAGUUUUCUCAGUAGACGACUGAAAGGGUCCAUUAAGCGGGCCAAGAGUCAGCCCAAACUGGACCGAACCAGCAGCUUCCGCCACAUGAUCCUCCCUCGUUUCCGCAGCGCCGACCAGGACCGGACUCGUCUGAUGCAGAGCUUCAAAGAAUCACACUCCCAUGAGUCUUUGCUGUCUCCCAGCAGCGCAGCCGAGGCCUUGGAUCUGACACUUGAUGAAGAUGCGGUCAUCAAGCCUGUUCACUCCAGUAUACUCGGACAGGAGUACUGUUUUGAGGUGAUAACUGCUUCUGGAACAAAGUGUUUUGCCUGUCGGUCGGCUGCGGAGCGAGACAAAUGGAUAGAGAAUCUGCAGAGAGCUAUCAAACCAAACAAAGACAACAGUCGACGUGUUGACAAUGUUCUGAAGCUGUGGAUCAUCGAGGCCCGUGAACUCCCACCCAAAAAGCGCUAUUAUUGUGAACUGUGCUUGGAUGACAUGCUUUACGCCCGCACCACCAGCAAACCCCGAACCGAUACUGUCUUCUGGGGUGAGCACUUUGAGUUCAACAACCUGCCAGCUGUCCGCAACCUCCGCCUUCAUCUUUACAAAGAGACAGACAAGAAAAGACGCAAGGAGAAGAGCACAUAUCUGGGCUUGAUCAGCAUUCCCAUUUCCAGCAUCACUGGUCGUCAGUUUGUGGAGCAAUGGUACCCCGUCAUUCAGCCCAGCGUCCUGGCCAAGGGUGGCGGUGUUGGAGGGGGCAAAAUCAUCAACGCCUCCCUGCGGCUCAAGUCACGUUUUCAGACCAUGAGCAUCCUGCCGAUGGAGCUGUAUAAAGAGUUUGCAGAGUAUGUGACCAACAACUACCGUACGCUGUGCGCCGUUCUGGAGCCGCUGCUGAGUGUCAAGAGCAAAGAGGAAGUGGCCUGUGCUCUGGUGCACAUCCUGCAGAGCACAGGGAAGGCCAAGGAUUUUCUUUCAGACAUGGCAAUGUGUGAGGUGGACCGAUUUAUUGAUCGAGAGCACCUGAUCUUCAGAGAGAACACCCUGGCCACCAAAGCCAUAGAAGAGUACCUCAAACUCAUCGGACAUAAGUACCUCAAAGACGUUUUAGGUGAUUUUAUCCGAGCGCUGUAUGAGUCAGAGGAGAACUGUGAAGUCGACCCAAUGAGGACUCCACCUUCUGUGCUGCCCGAACAUCAAGCCAACCUCCGGAUGUGCUGUGAGCUUGCCCUCUGCAAAAUCGUCAACUCUCAUUGUGCGUUUCCAAGAGAACUAAAAGAGGUGUUUGCAUCCUGGCGCGUUCGAUGCGCUGAGAGGGGACGAGAGGAUAUUGCAGAUCGACUGAUCAGUGGUUCCCUCUUCCUGCGCUUCCUGUGUCCAGCCGUCAUGUCGCCAUCCUUAUUCAACCUCACACAGGAGUACCCUGAUGAGCAGACCUCACGCACACUCACCCUCAUAGCCAAAAUUGUGCAGAACCUUGCAAACUUCUCAAAGUUUGGCAGUAAGGAGGAGUACAUGUGCUUUAUGAACGAGUUUUUAGAGAUGGAGUGGGGCUCCAUGCAGCAGUUCCUGUACGAGAUCUCCAAUCUCGACAGCGUGAGCAACGCAGCUGCUUUCGAGGGCUACAUCGACUUGGGAAGGGAGCUCUCGAUCCUGCACAGUCUUCUUUGGGAAGUCAUGGCACAGCUAAGCAAGUCUGUUUUUACCGUGCCAAAGGAUGCUAUCAUCAAACUCGGACCAUUGCCCCGCCUUCUGAAUGACAUCAGCAUGGCCCUUCGUAACCCUCACCUCCAGCGACAGCCCAGUCAUCAGACGGACAGACCGCCUCCAGAGAGACAGACAGACAGGCUGCUCUCCAGACCCAGCUUCAACAGGGGCAUCUCGUCUGAGUUCCAGAACCUCAUGAUGAGAGACCUCAACAGUUCAGUCGAGAUCACUCGCCUGCCCUCUCCAACCUCUGCCAUGUCCAGUGGUGGAGCGCCUCCGCCCCGGGCCGGAUUGGGGGGGUUUGCGGACCGCGAUCAUCCUCAACGGGCCUCAUCUAAAGACGUCUUCUAUGUUGCCCGUCCCCCGUUGGCCCGCUCUAGUCCAGCAUACUGUACUAGCAGUUCUGAUAUUACUGAUCCAGACCCAAAGGACUCAAGAAUGAACAGCGUCUCUAACCUGCAGUCUAUGGGGGACAUGCUCAACUCUUCCCAGGCCUCGAUUGCCGGCCUCCAGCACUACGGUGGGCUCGCGGGCUUGGGAGGAGGCCUCGGAGGCCAGCUGCGUGCCGGAGGGCGUAUGUCGGCCGGAUCCGGGUUCUCCAGCACCCGGGUCUCAUGAUGAUCCAGACAGAAACCAACCACCAACCACACACUCCCACAACAACAAAAACCCCCCUCUCCCCUACACCCCCUCCCCUCCAAAAACCCCCUUCACCAUCUGGCUGCUGACGGGCCUCAGCUUCACCACCAGCACAGUCGAGCUCAACCUCCUCCUCCUCUCCUGCUGGCCCCGGAGCCAGACGCUUCUCACCCCACUUACAUCCCGCAGUUCGCCCAUGGAGGUUUCUCCCGAAGCGAGGACCUCUCCACCCUCAGACCCGGCCCUCAUCUGGGUCAGCCGAGUAUUAUUCACUCCCACAGCUACAGCGACGACUACAGCCGCCAUAACCAGAGCGACUACGGGCGACGCCAGAUCCCCUUACACAUGCAGGAGCAGCAGCAGAUGGCAGGCAUGGCAUCGCAGACGGGGACAUCUCAUUCAUCGCUCGCCACGCCACCUUCCACCGUUCAGCCUGCCCGCCAAAGCUCCAUGGCUCCUCCCACGCAGCGCAUGAAAUCGCAACCCUCGCAUCAGCUUUCCGUGAGUUCUGCCGCCGCCGCUGCUCCUGCGGGCAAAACCAGGCCACAGAGCGGAAACCUGCUCCAGUCCCCGGAGUCCGGCUUCGGGGGCCGGCAACAGGGUCCUCGGCAGCAGCUGUCUGUCAAAGACAGCACCCCGCCUGGCCUGCCACAUCAGCAGAGCUCCACCAGAGAGAGCCAGGGAUCCCAGGGCUCUCAGGGCGGAACGCCGCAGUCCACACAGCAAUCCAAAUCACAUCAGGAACGGCAGCAGAUCCAGCAACAGCAUCUGCUCAAGCCUACCAUGAGCAAACAGGGCUCUUCCCAAUCUCCAUCCACUCUCAACCCUUCGAUCCCUGCCUCUGAGCGAACGGUCGCCUGGGUGUCCAACAUGCCCCAUCUUUCUGCUGACAUAGAGAGUUCCCGCAUCGACAGAGAAGAAUACAAACUCAAGGAGUAUUCAAAGAGCAUGGACGAGUCGCGUCUGGACAGGGUGCGUGAAUACGAGGAGGAGAUCAACUCUUUGAAGGAGCGUCUGAUGAUGUCACACCGCAAGCUGGAGGAGUACGAGAGGAGGCUGUUAACUCAGGAGCAGCAGACCAAUAAAAUCCUGCUGCAGUAUCAGAGCCGACUGGAGGACAGCGAGAGGAGACUGAGACAGCAGCAGAUGGAGAAAGACAACCAAAUUAAAGGAAUUAUUGACAGGCUCAUGGCUGUGGAAGACGAGCUGAGGGUAGGGGUGAUGCCUGAGCACAAACCCCGGAUGUUCGCAGACCAGGAAAAGCAGCUUUCCGCCUUGGGUUCACCAGACCCCGGUGUGAGUUUUGGAGGAGAAUUGACCAGCGCUUCUGGCGUUGUGGGAGUCUCCCAAUUGGACAAAUCCUCCACCCGAUCCCCCCUGAACGGAAUCUUGUCCUUCCCGUUAGCCUCCCCUCCUCAUUCCCAUCCAGCCAACAGAGAGUUCUCCAGCAAACAAAAAUCAGCAACGGCAUCGAGGGCAAGUUUGGAGGGGGAGCAGAUCAAUAAUAACGCUGACCAAAUCCAAGAGAAUUUUUAGGAAUUCCGAAGAAAAAUUCCCAUCUUUAAGGAUGAAGCUUCAGCGGAUGUUUUAUUUUGUGCAUUAGACUGAGGACAAGUGGGAGGUGGAACACACCAUUACUUGCACCAUCUAAAUCAAAAGGGCUCUCCAUUGGAUCCGAUAUGUUAUUCCAAAAUCACAUUUUCUUUGGAUCAAAUUUAAAAGCCCCUUGCACAUACAGUACCUCUGCCACCAUAGGUCAUCCAAACCAUUGGAAAGCACUUGGUUCAGGUUCCAGGUUUUUUUGACUGAGCUCCCUUAUAUUGUGUAAAAAAAAUCCCAAGAAGCUGGGAAUGACCCCAGGACCGGUGGGCAAACAAACUAUACGUAUGUUUCAAAGUGUAUAGAGAUCGAAAUUUGACUCACGAACACACAUGCCAGCUUUGUCUUGAGGAUUUUGUCAUGUCGUCUGGCUUCCCUAGUGCCUUUCUGUAUCUCCUGACAGGGUUUUUAAAUGAACACAAGAAUAACGACAGCAGAAUUACAGAAAUGUUUGUGCAAACGCCGCUCUCUUCUCCAGAUUGCUCACUUAGGACAGAUUGAUGUGUUCUUCUGCCUCAAUGUAAUGCUGAAAAUUUCCAGCUUUGGGAUACCACCAUGGCUGUGGGUUUUUUUGUGGACAAUGUCUGGAAAGUGCUUGUGGUCUUUGAAUUGCCUCACUAGACUGAACUUGUGCAAUGUUUUCUCUUCUCAAUCUCAGAACCUAUGUGUAUUUAACUGGUGCUAUGGAUUCUCAAAGCAUUGCUCUGUGUCACAUCACCGCCUCCCAUUUUGUUCAUAUGUGUCUUUGUCCUCCCAUUUAUCUCCUUACGAGCUGAUUUUGACUUUCACUUUCGUUCAGUGUGUGUCUGCAACAGGAGAUGAGCGCGAAGUGAUCUCUGUCAGGGCAAAAACUUUUUGUCUUUUUACUAAAACAAGAUGCUAGGCCAGAAUGCAGUUGUGGAUGUAAGGUGUUUUUUAUACAGAAACAUUUUUUUGUGUUUUGUCUUAAAAGACCGUUUAAAGUCAGCAUGAAAGUUAACAUGAAAGCAACCAAUUUUCCCUCCAUAAUGUUACGUUUUGGAGUAAAAUGGCAAGAAUUGACUUUAUUUUAACUAUUAUUAAAUUCAUUGGAUUGUAAAAAAAAAAUGGUUUUAUAUACUAGAAUGGAGUCUGGUAGCUAAAAACAAAACCGAUUUGUGAUGUUUUCUGAAAAGAAAGUUGUUUCAAAAGGUGGUGCAACUUGUCUUUGUUAAAAGAUUAUGAAAACAGCCCUGUUUUUAUAUAGAAUAGCAUGCACCAAAUAAUCAUCAAUAAGACGACUAAGAAUGUACAUUGAAAAAGUAGACGACUCGCACCAAAUAAUCAGUACAUUUACAUUUAUGCAUUUGGCAGAUGGAAAGCAUUUUUUAUUGCAUUCAAGGUUUACAUUUUAUCAGUUCACACAUUCUCUGGGAGGGAGUCGAACCCAUGACCUACUGUUAGAGCUAUGCUACAAAAGUUAACCAUGGGUCCAUUUUGUUUUUAUGUUGACUUUAAAGUUGCUCAAGCAUUUCUAAAGUAAUUUUUGGUAGCGUUGAAUGGUAAUUUUAGGAAAGAUCUUGUUAGAUAACAGACUUGGUUUGUAAAAUAAUCAGAUCUUAUGUACUGUACAGAAAUAUUGCUAGCUAUAAUUCCUCAUUUGAGUAUCGCUGCCAUCUGGUACUGAUUGUAUUCCUCAUCGCUCACUACAAGUUGUUUUAUUGUUUGCUUUACGAUUAAUCAGUUCAUUGUCAUGUUUCUACAGACUCAAGACAUUCUCAUGGCUUCGCUGAUACAAGUCAUUCAUUUGUAACUCAAUUCAUUGUUGAUUGCCUUGUUGUUGCAUUGUAACCUGAUACAAGUUGUAACAGCUACACCAAUACAGCAGGCCUAGAUGAGAGCGAGGAGAUUUAAGUCGUAACUGCACAAUAAAAACACUGAGCUGUACUGUAAUAUUUAUAUAGAUUGGGAAGGCACUAGAGAGGAGAAUGGACUGAUUGCCUUUUUAGCUUUUAAGAGCUUCGAGGGCUAUUUUUAAGUGACUUCUACUCCAUUUAGUAAUAAUAAACAGGCGAUUUUGUUUAUGUCCCAAAAGCGGUUGAGAAAAAGUGGGAUAACAGGGUUAUCAGCUGAAAAAAUGUGCCAUGACAUGAAUAUACCUCAGACGUAGAAUCGAAUGACUCAGGUAAACAUUCAAUUGCCUCACAGUUUAACGCAAACUGGAUAGAAAAAAUAAAUAAAUAAAUACUCAUUUUAAGUUGCCUGUUUUGGUAGUUAGUCCAUUUCUUCUCUGAGAUUAGUAGCAGUGAUUGGUCAGCGGCUCAUCAAGCACCUCCUCUUUUCCCUGCAUCUCCAGCCAAUCACAAAGCUUCGUGGAGGACAAUCUGGAACCUAACUGGAGGCCUCACCUUGGACAUUCUUCAGGUUGGCCAGGUUUUAAUUCCAGGGCGCUGUCUCGCGAUUCGGUUGGUUGACAGAGGAGAAACUGAGGCUUUGACUCUGCGCCAGAGCCGAUCCAAAGAAAAAAUAUAGGUUCCCUUCCUCUGAUGUGCCCUCUCUCUGGUAUAAUUCGAUAUGAUGACCGUUUGGGAUGCUUAACGUCUGUCAGAUGUCAGAGAGAUGACAUCGCAUGCAGCGCAGUGGUUCACUGAGAGAGCUGGAGAGGUUCUGAGGAUCAGAUCAAUCUCAAAGGUGCUGUUUUUUAGGUUCUUUACUAACUUCGUGUAGGAUAUUGAACAGUCCUCUACUCCUCAUUAUGAUCUUCAUAUGCCACAUUAGCUCUGCCUGUCAUACCUGCCUGUGUCUCAAUCAUGUCUUUUAUUUUGGGGAAACUGAAUAUGCACAGCCAUUUUUUUUUUCCUCAAGAGACGCUGAUUUGUCCUUCAGCAGAUUUGAUAAGAGGCUGGAAAUAUCCGAACUUUUGUUUCCUGGUGGUUUUCUACUUCUUGACUGGACCUCACCCAGAUGAGAUCACGUAUUUACAUGCUGGUAAUGUGAGACAAGAACUUUUGAUCCGUAAAUUUAUGUGACAAUCUCUUUGCAAAGAAAAAUCGACAACCUGUUAUUUUACCUGCUCCCCCUCCCCGCACUUUGCUACAUCUUGGAUCCUCGCAGACUCUUUGUAUGUGAAAGAAAGAUGGAUUCUUUUACUUUUUAAUUCUCUUUCAUUUUGCUGUGGAGUUCUUGAUUUCAUGGACGAUACCGUUUGGAUGUGGAAUCCUCUUAUUUAGAAAUUUGGCAGUCGCACGUUUGUAGGAUUGUGGGUAGUUUUGCGAAGCCAAGUUGCUGUUUUAAAUUGAACUUUAUUUCCUUGUUUGGAUGCCAUUGCCGGGCAACACGGACAUUUCUCUGCUUCCUUUUUAAACCACUAGACAAAAAUAUAAAUGUUGAGAGAUCAUGCAGGUCGAAAUAAUGUUGUGGGUGACUGUGUGUAUAUACAGUGUGUGUACAGUCUUUGUGUAUAUACUGGAUGUAUGGAUGGUUAUAUAUAAUAUAAAUAUAUAUAUAUAUAUACAUAUACAUGUAUUUUGUACAUAAGAUAUGUUUGUAUAUGCAGUGUACAGAAUGUGUUCUUUUACACCGAUUUCCCUUUUUCUCAAUAUGUGGAAAAAGAAAAAGCAGAUCAGAACUUUGUGGGAAUGAAAACUCACAUUGGCGACUCGUCGGCAGAGUUAUUCGAAGCACUUUUCGCUCAGGCUGAUUGUACGCAGUCUGAAACUUACAAUGCAUCACCGUGAGUCCGCCACACGCUUUGCCGGUCUAAAGUUGCACUCAUUUUCUCACUGAUUGAGGUGUUUUGUAACAGAGUCUGGGUGACCAAGCAAUGCUUGUACAUAAAUAUAUAAGCUUAAUACCUACUGUAUGUUUGCAAAUAUCAACUUUUCCAGACAUGAGUCACCUGCUAAUCUUUGCAGUUUUGCAUCGCCACUUGCUUUCAAUCUCAAUGCGAUGCCGUGCGUCAGAUGAGGUUUUUUAGGAUCGCUGUAGAAGGUCGAUCUCGUGAGAAGACGUCCCCAUUUUACUCUGCUGAUCUUUUGUAUGGCCUGAUGCUUUAUUCCCUCAUUACUUGCCUAGCAACUCUUCCAUGCAAGUAAUCGCUUCUUUGUCCCCUGUAAAUUAAUGGAGUUCCCAUGAUGUGCCUCUUUUUAAUAAACUUCAGUUGGUCUAUGUCAGCCAUAAGCCAAUCACAGUCAUCUUUCUUGACAAGCCAUAAGCCCCGCCCCUAAAUUUCCAUUUUUGAAAAGGGCAGACACUUGGGAAUUUUAUUUCUUUUUGUAUAUAUUAAUAGAAAGAGUGGUAUGUCAGAGUGUUUUGCCGAUGUUUUUGGAUUUGUUAUGAAUGUUGAUAUUCUGGUUAUUGAAUUAUGAUUAUUAUUGUAAUAAUAUAAUGACUGCUGUUAUCAUUUCAUCAUUCUUUAGUUUAUUCAAUACUGUUAAAGACUUUCAUUUCUUUAUGAAUAAAUCGGAAUUUAUAUUUUUCGGGUGGGCUAAUUAUAGAAAUUAAAUCAAUUAAACAGAUGAAUAAAGAAAUAAAUUCUUAUUGAAUUCA